AUGUCCUCAGAAUCUGAUUCAGAAUUCGUGGAUGUCAAUGGAAAAUACCUGCUCAUUUUUAUUACUGGUAGAUUGGCUGGUGAAGAAAGAAGCCAACAGCGCAACUGUAGCAUGAGCCUGGGAGACCAGGCAGCGUGUCACCACCGCAGUGCCUGGAACAAAGACAGCACACAGCAACGUCGAACGCAGUUCCGUGGCGAGUGCCAAAAGCCCAACAAGCAACCCAAGGUGAGGCAAAUCCAACAUGUGCGCAAUGCCAGUGGGACCUUGUUUGUGCACAGAGACAGUCCUGAAAAUAAUCCAGAUACUCCCUUUGAGUUUACACCUGAAAACCAGAAGCGAAUAGAAGCAAUCAUAAACAACUACCCAGAAGGGCACAAAUCUGCAGCUGUAAUGUCAAUACUAGAUCUGGCCCAAAGACAGCAUGGAUGGUUGCCCAUAUCAGCUAUGAACAAGGUUGCUGAAGUUUUAGAAAUGCCUCCCAUGAGAGUGUAUGAAGUAGCAACCUUUUAUACGAUGUAUAAUCGCAAACCUGUUGGGAAAUACCAUAUUCAGGUCUGCACUACCACGCCUUGCAUGCUGAGAGAUUCUGAUAGUAUUUUAGAAGCCAUUAAGAAGAAACUUGGUAUAAAAGUUGGGGAAACAACACCUGAUAAGCUCUUCACACUGAUAGAAGUAGAAUGUUUAGGUGCUUGUGUAAAUGCCCCAAUGGUGCAAAUAAAUGACAAUUAUUAUGAAGAUUUGACACCUAAAGAUAUUGAAGAGAUAAUUGAUGAACUAAAGGCUGGCAGAGUUCCCAAACCUGGUCCAAGGAGUGGACGUUUUUCUUGUGAGCCAGCUGGUGGCCUGACUUCGCUGACUGAACCACCCAAAGGACCAGGGUUUGGAGUUAGAGCUGACCUCUAAGGAUUUUUUUAAUAUGUGAUAAACUCUUAAAAUAAUAAAGUAAUUUAAAUCUCAGUAAAAUUA
Messenger RNA from Tinamus guttatus (white-throated tinamou), 969 nucleotides. Lineage: Eukaryota; Metazoa; Chordata; Aves; Tinamiformes; Tinamidae. The record is from RefSeq and is a predicted model, not a curated record.